CAGCGGAACCAAUGUCAGCAGGGAAGGCGUUUCCACCCGGGACUGUUUUGGUGUAUAACGUGAGCAAAUCCUGCACCGAACUGUCAAGAUGUCCGACCUGAUAAAACUCGUCUUUUCAACGAUUCGCUCAGUUUUGCGUCCUGUGUACGUUUCUGUGUAGGUUUUCUCCUGCACACAGACCGGACACUACAGAGAGACGAUGAGCUUCCUGCGUAACCGUGCCGUGGUGCUUGGCCUGGUGCUGCUCUUCACCGUGCUGCUUUACCUGCUGCUGCCGUCCUCCAUCAGACAGAGUAACACCGAGCCGUCUCUGGCCGUGCAGAGGACACAGAGGCUCAUUUCUUCUUCUCCGUCACCCAUCAACAUCACCGUCCGCACGGGACAGAUCCCCAGUGACCCACCGCUCUUCUUCAGAGAAGCCCUGCCUGUGGACGCGUCCAGGAGACAGGUCCUACCCAGGCUGCAGGUAGUGCUGCUGCAUGGUCAGGCCUUCACCUCCAGGACGUGGGAGGAGCUGGGCACGCUCAGUCUGCUCGCCGCAAACCGAUACCAGGCCCUAGCUCUAGACCUGCCAGGUUUUGGUAAGUCUCCAGCAUCAGAGUCGGUGAAGUCGGAGCAGAGUCGUGUGGAUCUGUUGAAGCAUUUCCUGGAGGCUCUGGGAGUUCACGCUCCAGUUCUCAUCACUCCGUCAAUGAGCGGUCACUACGCGCUGCCCUUCCUGCAGAGGUUCAGUGAUCAGCUACGAGGCUUCAUUCCCAUCGCACCUGUCGCCACCCGUACACUCACUCCACAGCAGUACCACGACAUACAGACACCGACUCUGAUUAUAGUUGGGGAGUUGGACAAUAAUCUUGGCUCUCAGUCUCUGAAGAACCUGCAGAAUCUCCCUCAUCACUCUGUGGUUAAGCUGUCAGGAGCACGACAUGCCUGCUACAUGGACAAACCGCGAGAGUUCCACCAGGCGCUGCUGCACUUCCUCAACACUCUCAACUAAUAGUGUGUGUGUGUGUGUGUGUGUGUGUGUGUGUGUGUGUGUGUGUGUGUGUGUGUGUGUGUGUGUGUGUGACAAGAGUGUCUGUACUUUAAAACAUUUAGGUUUUUCUGAAACAGGCACAUCAUCUCAACUGUAGUGCAGUAUUUAUAAAGCAUAUACAUUGUCAGAUUGAUGUGUGUGUGUGUAAGAGAGAGACGAACAGUGUUUGGAGACAGAUCACUCUUUUUCCUUUGCUUUAACUCCUCCCCUUUUAAAGACCGUGUCUGUCUUGUGCUGUCAAAAAUUUGAGUGAAAUCUGAAAUGCAGAUGAUAAAAUGUGUAACUACAGACUGUUGCUGCGGCUUUAUCUGAAAUCGCUUCUAAAAUCGCUUAGUUAAAAUAUGCUUUCUUUUGUUGAUGAUAAAAAUAUUGGCACCCACCUUGCCCAGUUCCAGAUACACACACUGGCACGUUAGAGCCGUGUGGAACCUCGGAUCAUUUGGACCUCUGAUCCCCGCUGAUGCUUUACGAUGCUUUGUAUGCAUGUAAAAAAAACUUUUUAUGAUGUUCUCUUAACACCGGCUUUGUUUAAAUGGACAGUUUUGCAUAUAGACCUGUUUACACCUCUUCCCAGUUAAUUGCACUGUACAGUAAUUCGGUGCAUUGCUUUCUGUGUGUGUAGUUAUGAUGUGUGUAUUUAUUUUCCGCAGGCGUUUUGUGUACAGUGUACAGAUUGUGUGUAUAGUCCAUCAGGUGAGGUUUACAUUGCUUGUAAAUAGAGGAGAGCUGAACAUUAUUAAAACACUAUAUCGAAAUAAAAGUAGCCUUAUUGGCAUGACUGUGUCAGGA
Messenger RNA from Tachysurus fulvidraco (yellow catfish), 1822 nucleotides. It is a transcript of the gene abhd14a, whose product is annotated as abhydrolase domain containing 14A. NCBI's taxonomy places the organism in Eukaryota, Metazoa, Chordata, Actinopteri, Siluriformes, Bagridae. The coding region runs from base 200 to 994 and encodes 264 amino acids. The transcript is spliced from 5 exons. The record is from RefSeq and is a predicted model, not a curated record. Gene Ontology annotation, cellular component: cytoplasm.